AUGAGACAUCUUCAAGGCGCAAGUGACAAUUUAGUCGUUGAAAUGCAAACGACCGAUCGUGAGAAGUUCUUCAAUUACUUUAGAAUGACUCCGGAAUUAUUUGAAGAACUGCUGUCAUUAGUUGGACCACUUAUUGAGAAGCAAGAAUUAUGCCGAGUUCCAAUUUUAUCUCGUACAAGAUUGCAACUGGCUUUACGCUGGUUGGCAUCUGGUGAUAGUAUGGCAUCUCUUUCAUAUGCAUUUCGUAUUGGAGCAAAUACAGCUUCUAAAAUCAUAAAGGAGACUUGCACUGCAUUGUGGGAAGUAUUAAAAGAUAGAGUUUUUCUACAACCCACUGAUGAAAAUUGGCAAAAAGUUGCUGACGAUUUUGAGAGAAUUUGUCAAUUUCCCAACUGCAUUGGAGCUGUCGAUGGAAAGCACAUUAUGAUUCAGGCACCACCGAAUAGUGGCUCGUCUUUCUACAAUUAUAAAGGCAAUCAUAGUAUAAAUCGGCUUGCCGUGAGUGAUACAAAUUGUUGCUUUAGCAUUGUAGACAUCGGAGCAGAAGGAAGACGUAGCGAUGCUGGUGUUUGCUAG
Messenger RNA from Trachymyrmex cornetzi, 576 nucleotides. Its product is annotated as putative nuclease HARBI1. Lineage: Eukaryota; Metazoa; Arthropoda; Insecta; Hymenoptera; Formicidae. The record is from RefSeq and is a predicted model, not a curated record. The transcript has 2 exons. The coding region runs from base 1 to 576 and encodes 191 amino acids.